AGCUCAGUCUGAGGAUUUAUAAAGAAGAGAGUCGAGCCUCGGAGGCAUCGAGUGGAGUUUGCUGCCCCAGGUCUGAGCGACUCCAGGCUCCCCGAGGGCAGUGUGCCCUGCAAUAGAGUGCCUGUAAGUACGCGCCCAGGAGCCAUGCAGAAGCCCAGGCAAUGGGCACCCGCUUCUGCCUUGGCCCCAGGGUCCUAGUGGGAGAAGAACAGUCCCAUUUCUCUAAGCCCCACUCCCUCCGCCAUCGCCCUCCAGCCCCCCACAGCAGCUUGUCCUCGUGGGAAACCUUUGCUGAGCCGUGAUGGUGGGGCUGAAACCCUCUGACGUGCCACCCACCCCAGGCGUCAAGUUCCUCGGAGCUGGAGCCGCCGCCUGCAUCGCGGAUCUGGUCACCUUUCCGCUGGACACCGCCAAAGUUCGGCUACAGAUCCAAGGUGAAGCCCAGGCCACCGAAGCUGUCAAGCAUAAAGGAGUCCUGGGGACCAUUCUCACACUGGUGAAAACCAAAGGACCAAGAAGUCUGUACAGUGGGCUGCAUGCUGGGCUGCAGAGGCAGAUGAGCUUUGCCUCCAUUAGAAUCGGCCUCUAUGACACUGCCAAACAGUUCUACAACAAUGGGAGAGAAACAGCUGGAAUAGGGAGCAGGAUCCUGGCAGGGUGCAACGGAGGCUUGGCAGUCAUAGUGGCACAGCCUACAGAUGUAGUAAAAGUCAGACUUCAAGCACAGAGCAGCCUGUCUGGUGCCAAACCCCGAUAUACUGGGACUUUCCAUGCCUACAAAACAAUAGCAUCAGAAGAAGGAACAAGGGGGCUUUGGAAAGGGACAGCACCCAAUGUGACAAGAAAUGCUAUUGUCAAUUCUGCAGAGCUAGUAACCUAUGAUUUAAUAAAGGAGAACCUUUUGAAAUAUAACCUACUGACAGAUAAUUUACCUUGCCACUUCGUGUCAGCCUUCGGUGCUGGAUUUUGCACGACAGUGGUAGCAUCUCUUGUCGAUGUAGUAAAGACCAGAUACAUGAACUCACCACCAGGACAAUACACCAGCGCUCCCAAAUGUGCGUGGACAAUGCUCAUGCGGGAAGGACUGACUGCUUUUUACAAAGGGUUUGUGCCUUCCUUCUUAAGACUGGGAUCCUGGAAUGUCGUUAUGUUCAUAUCCUAUGAACAGCUGAAAAGGGCAAUGAUGAGGUCCAGAAUCAUCUUUAUAAAAGAUAUUGCAGGAAGAUACUGGUGGGACUAUUUAAUAACUAUAUUGACCAAAAGAGUUAUUCAUUUCUUGCCAUAAAAAUUAUCAAAGUGUAUUUAUU
Phascolarctos cinereus (koala) is the source of this 1307-nucleotide messenger RNA. It is a transcript of the gene UCP1, whose product is annotated as uncoupling protein 1. The record is from RefSeq and is a predicted model, not a curated record. Gene Ontology annotation, biological process: transmembrane transport. NCBI's taxonomy places the organism in Eukaryota, Metazoa, Chordata, Mammalia, Diprotodontia, Phascolarctidae.